AUGCGUGCCUUCUCUAUUCUCUCUAUUGCUCUUGCCCUCUUUGCUUCUGCCAAUGCUGCUGCUGUUGACAAGCGUGCCAUCUCUUCUAAUGUUCAAACCUGUGUCAACGACAUUACUGCUGCCGGUACUCAACUUACCGCUGUCAAAUCUGAUGUUGCUGGCUUCACCAGUGCUGCUGGUUACAGUGGUGCCCUUGCUAUCCACACCAAGGAACAGGCCCUUGAAAAUCUUUUGAAGACUGCCACUACCAGCUGUUGUGUUCAAAAGACCACUGUCACUGAUGAAGAAGCUGCUGCUGUCCUUAAUGUCAUCUCUACCUUGGUUCCCAACAUUGAAACCACCUUGUCUUCCCUUGUCAGCAAGAAGUCUCAAUUCGAUACUAUCUUGUUGGCUACCACUCUUGUCAAGACUGACAUUAAGAACUUGAAGACCCAAACUAGUGCUUUGGACACCUGUUUGGUUGCUGUCACUCCCUCUGCUUACACUACUGAUGCUAAUGGUUAUGUCACCAGAGUCAAUGCCGCUUUUACUUCUGCUAGCACUGCUUAUGGUAUCUAA
Gilbertella persicaria is the source of this 558-nucleotide messenger RNA. RefSeq lists its product as uncharacterized. NCBI's taxonomy places the organism in Eukaryota, Fungi, Mucoromycota, Mucoromycetes, Mucorales, Choanephoraceae. Gene Ontology annotation, cellular component: extracellular region. Bases 1 to 558 code for a protein of 185 amino acids. The transcript has 3 exons. The record is from RefSeq and is a predicted model, not a curated record.